Eruca vesicaria subsp. sativa (arugula) is the source of this 1785-nucleotide messenger RNA. The record is from the annotation of a GenBank genome assembly. NCBI's taxonomy places the organism in Eukaryota, Viridiplantae, Streptophyta, Magnoliopsida, Brassicales, Brassicaceae.
GCGAGACAGAAGAAAAACAAAACUCUCUGAUCGAUCAAAAUCUCUCUCUCUUAAAUACUCCCUAAACCGACAAACCAACUUUUCACAGUUUCAAAAGCUUUAUUCGAUUUCUAAACAAACCCUAAGAAGUAGAACUCUACAUUCCUUCUCACCCCUGCAGUCUGAGAGAGAUAAGUUAAGAUCAUCUUCCUCACUAAUUGAUCGUUUCGUCUUGUGGAAAUAUUACAAGACAUGUGGUGGGAACUGGGAGAGAGUUGAUUUUAAGUGGGAGAAGAGAAGCCCUUGGUAAUAUAUGGCUGGUUGUGUCCGACUAUGGCAGGCUUUUUCUCGCUAGGCAACGGCAUAGGAGUAGACGGAAGCCGCCAAGACCACACUAGUACUAAUAGUAAUAACAUUCCUUCUCCAUCCAGAAACGAAUCUUGGCUCUGGUGCAGAAACCCUAACACAAACGCAAACGCAAACGCUAACGCUGGGGGUGGUGAUAUCACUCCUUCUUAUAAAGGAACACUUGAGUUAUGGCAGCAUCCAAACAAUCAACAAAUCAUUUUCCAGCAACAGCAGCAACAAAGGCUGGAUCUCUACACUUCCGCUGCUGGUUUAGGGGUUGGUCCAAGCAACCGGAGCUUAAUUGAAACUUCCGGCGGUGGAGCCUCCGCGUUAGUGAUGAUGAAAAGUGAUGGCGCACCGAGCUGCCAGGACUGUGGGAACCAAGCUAAGAAAGAUUGCGCUCACAUGAGGUGCAGGACUUGCUGCAAGAGCCGAGGCCUUGAGUGUCCCACUCACGUGAAGAGCACGUGGGUUCCUGCCGCCAAACGCCGAGAACGCCAACAGCAGCUUUCCUCCUCCCAGCAAUUGCAAGGUGAGAGCGUUCCUAAACGGCCGAGAGACCAUUUCCCAAUCCCAUCAAGAUCAACUUCCCUUGUUUGCACUCAUAACACCUCAGGGUUACAGGUUGGCAACUUUCCGCCGGAAAUUAGCUCGUCUACAAUGUUCCAGUGUGUGCGUGUGAGUUCGGUGGAUGAGGGAGAAGAUGAGUAUGCUUACAAAACAGCUGUGAGCAUAGGCGGUCACGUUUUCAAAGGUAUUCUUUACGACCAAGGUCCGGCCGAGAGAAGUUCCUCGGGCGGUGGAUCUCAGCCGUUGAAUCUAAUAACCGCAGGGCCAUCUGCCUCCUCGUCAAGCGCAAACGUGACCUGCAACAAUGGUGUCGUUGGCUCCACUUCAGAUCAUUACAUUGAUCCUGCCUCACUUAAUUAUCCUACUCCCAGUAACAAUUUCAUAACUGGUACGCACUUCUUCUCCAACCCUAGAUCUUGACGGAUCAUACUCAUUUAAUUCUUACAGCACAUCUAGGGUUUUUUUUAGAACAGAGGAACAGGAGGAGUUUAGAACUUUAAUCAGUGCUGUAGAGAGUAAUAUCCGAAUCCUGAUAAUGUUUCUAUUCUAUAUUAAAUUGCUAAAUGUCUUUCACUAUUAUGUUCAAUUUCUAUUUAAAAGGUUAAAAUUAUCUAUUAUCUGCGUAAAAAAUAGUUAUAAAUUACAUAGUGUGUCUAUUUGGACGUACCUUGUUUUAUUGGAGUAUAAUAGAGUCAAGUUUUCAAAUGUUUAAAAGUCAACGAGUCUGUAUCUGUGGAAGCUCACAUCAACAGCUUUCCAACUGGCAGUUUUCAACUCUGAUAAACUCAGCCUUCUUCUUUUCUACUUUCAACUCAAGACGUUUUCGACGUCAAAUUUUAAAUUUAAAUAUGUUUGUAUUAGGUCAGGUAAUUACACAUGUAAUUUGCG